This is a messenger RNA of Mandrillus leucophaeus (drill), 1264 nucleotides long. It is a transcript of the gene FRA10AC1, whose product is annotated as fragile site, folic acid type, rare, fra(10)(q23.3) or fra(10)(q24.2) candidate 1. The transcript has 14 exons. The record is from RefSeq and is a predicted model, not a curated record. Gene Ontology annotation, molecular function: phosphatase activity. Gene Ontology annotation, biological process: dephosphorylation. Bases 183 to 1130 code for a protein of 315 amino acids. NCBI's taxonomy places the organism in Eukaryota, Metazoa, Chordata, Mammalia, Primates, Cercopithecidae.
CCCGUAGGGAGAGGCGGGUAGCGGGCGACGGCGGCGGCGGUUGUGGGGAGGCUGCGCGGCCGGGCGCAUGGGACCUGUCCUGCAGCGGCUCUCUCAGGCUGUGGGUCGUCGCUGCAGCUGCCGGGAAAGAAGGAAACGACGAUUCCGGGGGCGAACUUGGCACACAGGGAGGAAGGGAAAGGAUGCAUGGUCAUGGAGGCUACGAUUCUGAUUUUAGUGAUGAUGAACACUGUGGAGAAUCCAGCAAAAGGAAAACAAGGACAGUUGAAGAUGACUUACUGCUCCAAAAACCAUUUCAGAAAGAAAAGCAUGGAAAGGUGGCCCAUAAACAAGUUGCAGCGGAAUUGCUGGAUAGGGAAGAAGCAAGAAAUAGAAGGUUUCAUCUCAUAGCUAUGGAUGCUUAUCAAAGACAUACAAAGUUUGUAAAUGACUACAUUUUAUAUUAUGGUGGCAAAAAAGAAGAUUUCAAGCGUUUGGGGGAAAAUGACAAGACAGACUUGGAUGUUAUACGAGAAAAUCAUAGAUUCCUAUGGAAUGAGGAGGACGAAAUGGACAUGACUUGGGAGAAGAGACUUGCUAAGAAAUACUAUGAUAAAUUAUUUAAGGAAUACUGCAUAGCAGAUCUCAGUAAAUAUAAAGAAAAUAAGUUUGGAUUUAGGUGGCGAGUAGAAAAAGAAGUAAUUUCAGGAAAAGGUCAGUUUUUCUGUGGAAAUAAAUAUUGUGAUAAAAAAGAAGGCUUAAAGAGUUGGGAAGUUAAUUUUGGUUAUGUUGAGCAUGGUGAAAAGAGAAAUGCACUUGUUAAAUUAAGGUUAUGCCAAGAAUGUUCCAUUAAAUUAAAUUUUCAUCACAGGAGAAAAGAAAUCAAGUCAAAAAAAAGAAAAGAUAAAACCAAAACAGAUUGUGGAGAGUCAUCACGUAAAAAAUCCAGAUUAUCUUCUGCAGAAGAGGCCUCCAAGAAAAAAGAUAAAGGACAUUCAUCUUCAAAGAAAUCAGAAGAUUCUCUAAAGAGAAACUCUGAUGAGGAAGAAAGUGCUUCAGAAUCUGAACUUUGGAAGGGUCCACUACCAGAGACAGAUGAAAAAUCACAGGAAGAAGAAUUUGAUGAGUAUUUUCAGGAUUUGUUUCUAUAAGACAAGAGAGACUUAAUGUGAAACUUCAUGAAGUUUUAAACUUCAUGCAAUUUGAAAUUCCAUGUAAGUUUUUAUCUGCAAGUUACAGCUUGUGUGGUGUCUUUGGAAAUAAAAAUCCAGAUUCUCUCAGAAUG